Molecule: messenger RNA, 579 nt
Organism: Microthlaspi erraticum
Lineage: Eukaryota; Viridiplantae; Streptophyta; Magnoliopsida; Brassicales; Brassicaceae
Source: the annotation of a GenBank genome assembly
AUGGACGGAAGCGGAGGGGAUGAUAGUGGCUCCGCGGCGACGCCUGUGCAGCAGCGAGCACACGAGGCAUGGAGGAUUUACCAACAUUAUCUUGACAAGACUACGCCUCACGCAACGUAUAGGUGGAUCGGAACUCUUGUCGUCGCGCUUAUCUACUGCUUGAGGGUUUUCUAUCUUCAGGGUUUCUACAUCAUCGCCUACGGUCUUGGAAUCUACCUUCUGAAUCUGCUUAUCGGCUUCUUGUCCCCUCUCGUUGAUCCUGAGGCCACUGGGGUCUCGGAUGGGCCUACUCUUCCUACUAGAGGCUCUGAUGAGUUCAAGCCUUUUAUUCGCCGACUCCCCGAGUUCAAAUUCUGGUACUCGAUGACAAAGGCUUUUUGCAUCGCCUUUGUCAUGACAUUCUUUUCGGUGUUUGAUGUGCCUGUGUUCUGGCCGAUUCUGCUUUGCUAUUGGGUCGUUCUCUUUGUGCUCACCAUGAGACGACAGAUCUCCCACAUGAUCAAGUACAAGUACAUACCUUUCAGCUUGGGGAAACAGAAAUAUGGUGGACGGAGCACCGGAGGCUCACGUGCGGAAUGA